Messenger RNA from Durusdinium trenchii, 585 nucleotides. Lineage: Eukaryota; Dinophyceae; Suessiales; Symbiodiniaceae. The record is from the annotation of a GenBank genome assembly.
CAGCAUUGAGAGCCUCCACAUCCUUCCAUCCCGGAAGAAACGCCGCAGCAAUGACGCGCGCCAGCCUCCGCGCUGAGAGAGUGCCCAGAGGGUGCUGGCAGAUUCUCCUCCUGCUGAGUGUAGCAGGAGGCUUCACCACAUCUGGCAGUUUUUUGCUGAGGCCAUUAUGGCCAUCUCCACGAAAUGUCCGAGUUGCGUGCAGAGCGCAGGAAAGCAAUGGGCCCCGCAUGUACUAUCCGGAGGAUCGCGGCACGGCGAAGGGUGGUGCCUUUUGGGGCCGCUCCACCGAGGAGCAGUGGGGCGAGUUUGCCAGUGGCGAGGCCGGAAGCUUCGACAAGGAUGACCUGGUCGAGGGGAAGUAUCCAGGCACAGAGGACUGGUACUGCGCCCAGGUGAUGAAAUACAUCGGGCAGGGCGAUUGGAUUGUGAUGUGGGUCGAUGACAUGCCGGAUGACAGUGCCAAAGCUUCAGUCCUUAAGACGGAUGAGAUGAAGCACCUGAAGUUCACUCCCGUGACGGGAUGAAGUCCGUCCGGGUGGCCGCCCCAACCUCCUCUGGGCUUGGCUUGUUGCUUGUUGCGAGGCC